Molecule: messenger RNA, 341 nt
Organism: Chaetura pelagica (chimney swift)
Lineage: Eukaryota; Metazoa; Chordata; Aves; Apodiformes; Apodidae
Gene: RPS17
Product: ribosomal protein S17
Exons: 3
Coding region: 1-297 (98 amino acids)
Biological process (GO): translation
Cellular component (GO): ribosome
Molecular function (GO): structural constituent of ribosome
Source: RefSeq, a predicted model, not a curated record
AUGAAGGAUACAGGAUGCCUGGAUGGUCCCCCGUGUCCCCGCAGGUAUGUCACACACCUGAUGAAGCGUAUUCAGAGGGGACCUGUCCGAGGCAUCUCCAUCAAGCUGCAGGAGGAGGAGAGGGAGAGGAGGGACAACUACGUCCCCGAGGUUUCUGCCCUAGACCAGGAGAUCAUCGAAGUGGACCCAGACACCAAGGAAAUGCUGAAGCUCCUGGACUUUGGCAGCCUGUCCAACCUGCAGGUGACGCAGCCCACGGUGGGGAUGAACUUCAAAACGCCCCGAGGAGCCCUCUGAGGCUGCCUCUGGCUGUCACUUUUCCAAUAAACGUGGGGAAACCA